AUGACACAUGACAAGAUGGGAUCACAUGAAGGGAACACAAAAUCAGACAAAAAUACAAGGAAAAGGGGUACCGAAUAUGACGUCGAAGCUCCACACUCCAGUUCAGUAGGUGGAGGUAUAGAUGAAGCAGGUUACCCACAGUUCAUCUGCCUUUGUGCCUCUCAAUCACCCAGCCGUCUUCGCGGGUGGAAAAUCUGUCAGUGGGUGCCGCUCCGCCCGCCAGAGAUUGAUUGCCGUGGCCUUAGCUGCUGCAACUCUGCCACCACGAUUCAAUCUGUCGCUCGCAUUGAAGGCUCGAACGUUUCCACUUUGAAUUAUUUUCUCGGUAGCCUUCGUUCCCACAGAGAUCUCAGUAUAUUGCCACAGAGCGCAAAGGAGUCCAAUGGAGGCUGGGGCGCUCUGCGGCUCAGAAGGCCGGAUACUCCCUUGAUCCGCAAACGGAGUUUUGUCUUUUUUGAGACCUUUGCCAAAGUCUUUUUAGCAAGUCAGUUCACUCGGCAGCCAUUUUUGGAACGCUCAUGGGCAGUUAUAUUUCUAUGUAAACAAACGGCAUGCCAGUGCAGCUCCAAUCUACUUGAAUGGGGAAAGACCGAUAUCUCCAAGACGUACGGCUUUAUUAACACUUGUCUGAAGUCACUGGUCAUCGACAAGUUUGGAGAAGACGCAUGGGAGAAACUGAGGUUAAUGGCUGGGGUCCAGGACACAUUCAUGACCUAUGAAAUUUAUGACGAUGUCAUCACUCUUCGUUUAGUACAAGAGGCCUGCAAUAUGUUGGAGGUCUCUUCAGAGGUGGUUUUGAAGCUGUUUGGAGAAUACUUCUUCAGCUUUUGUAAGAUGUCGGGAUAUGACACCAUGUUGCGAACACUUGGCGGAAACCUGGUGGAGUUCAUAGAAAAUCUUGAUGCUCUGCACAGUUAUUUGGCACUAUCUUAUGAGGCAAUGAACGCUCCAUCCUUUCGUGUGGAGCGGACAGAUGAUAGCCGCAUUCUUCUUCACUAUUACUCAGACAGGAAAGGUCUCUGUCACAUCGUACCAGGCAUUAUUGAAGCUGUGGCAAAGGAUUUCUUCGACAGUGAAGUCACCAUGACCAUUCUGAACCAAACCGAAGAGGACGAACGCACCGGGAAGAAGGAACAUGUGGUUUUCCACAUGCUACAGAAGGAAAAGGUGUCCAAAAGAAAGUCUCAUCCAAGACAGAAAGAAAGUGAAAAGGAGAUUGAGGAGAUGGAUGAGACAAUGCAGAAGAUGAAGGCCCAGUAUGCCAACCUGCAGCUGUGCCCAAGGAAACGAUCUCCAUGGGAGACUGUGAGGAGCAUCGUCGUACUGGGCCAAGGCAAUCUGCGAAACUCAUUCACCCCCUGCUACCCUAACAGACUGUGGAUUGAAGAGCGAGCAUUCUGUAAUGCUUUUCCCUUUCACAUCGUUUUUGACCAAGAUCUUGAGGUGAAGCAGACAGGUGUGAACAUUCAGAAGUUUGUUCCUGGACUGCAGACCGCUGGCAUCCGUCUGGAUGAGUACUUCACCAUCGUUCACCCAGAGGUCAUCUUCAACAUCCAGAGCAUCAAGAAGUUCAUCAACAGCCAGUUUGUGCUGAAAACCAGGAGGGAGAUGUUACCAGAGAUCCAACAAAACCAGACCAUGCUCAAACUACGAGGGCAAAUGAUGUGGAUGGAGUCUCUGAACUGCAUGAUCUAUCUGUGCUCUCCUAAACUACGGAGCCUCCAGGAGCUAGAGGAGAGGGGGCUCCACCUGGCCGACAUUGCCCCGCACGACACCACGCGAGAUUUAAUCCUUCUCAACCAGCAGAGGUUGGCCGAAAUCGAGCUCUCCAAUCAGCUGGAAAGGAAGAAGGAGGAGUUGCGGAUCCUCUCGCGGAACUUGGAGAUCGAGAAACAGAAAUCGGAAAAGCUUCUUUAUGCCAUGCUGCCAACACACGUUGCCAACCAGCUUAAAGAUGGCAAAAGAGUAGAGGCAGGUGAGUUCAAAGUGUGCACUAUCCUGUUCAGUGAUGUGGUCACAUUCACUAACAUCUGUGCAGCUUGCGAACCCAUUCAGAUAGUCAACAUGCUCAAUGCCAUGUACUCAAGAUUCGAUCGUCUCACAAACAUCCAUGACGUCUAUAAGGUGGAGACCAUAGGCGAUGCUUACAUGGUGGUUGGUGGUGUACCCAUUCCUACAGAAACACAUGCAGAGCAGGUGGCAAACUUUGCCCUCGGUAUGAGAAUUGCUGCGAGGGAAGUGACUAACCCUAUCACAGGACAACCAAUACAGAUUAGAGUUGGUCUGCACACCGGUCCAGUUUUGGCUGGUGUGGUAGGUGAGAAGAUGCCACGGUACUGUCUGUUUGGAGACACGGUUAAUACAGCUUCUCGGAUGGAGAGCCACGGAGCCCCAGAUCACAUUCACGUGAGCCCCUUCACUUACAGUGUCUUGAAGGACAAAGGGAUGUUUGAGAUCAGAGAGAGGGGUGAAAUUGAGGUGAAAGGCAAAGGGCUGAUGAAAACAUAUUUCCUGCUGGAGAACCUGCUUAUGAGUGAUGAACAGAUCAUGGGCCGAGUCGAUGGAGAGACAUGUGUGUACCAGGAUGACCUGGAGGAUGUGACUGAAAAUAUGAAGGAGAUAAGCCCUGAAGAGACAAAUGGUGCACAGAAAGAGGAGAAAGAGGUUAUGAACGGGAAAAAUAUCACAUCACCAUCUCUCCACCCAGGAAACAUCUCUCCCAAUAGUUUAAUUCAGUUUGAUGUCACUCCAGCGUAUGACAGUCACAGUGACUUAAAACAUCUACACAAUGGCCUUCAUUCAGAUACUAAAUUCUGCUCUAUACUUUAGAAAGACAUCUCUGAAGUGUACUAAGUUUAAAAAAAGAAAGAAUUUCUAUCCUAUUCUAUCCAUCCACAAAUCAACCCAGUGCCACAUGGCAGUGGUUCCCAGCCCUGUUCCUGGAGGCCCCCCCAUAUUUCCCUAAUCAAACAAAUCUGAUUCAACUCAUCAGCUCGAUAGUGGAGACUCCAAGACCUGA
Messenger RNA from Myxocyprinus asiaticus (Chinese sucker), 3019 nucleotides. Its product is annotated as guanylate cyclase soluble subunit beta-2-like. Bases 1 to 2829 code for a protein of 942 amino acids. The transcript is spliced from 18 exons. Gene Ontology annotation, molecular function: heme binding; guanylate cyclase activity. Gene Ontology annotation, cellular component: guanylate cyclase complex, soluble. The record is from RefSeq and is a predicted model, not a curated record. Gene Ontology annotation, biological process: response to oxygen levels; cGMP biosynthetic process. NCBI's taxonomy places the organism in Eukaryota, Metazoa, Chordata, Actinopteri, Cypriniformes, Catostomidae.